Molecule: messenger RNA, 900 nt
Organism: Gracilinanus agilis (Agile Gracile Mouse Opossum)
Lineage: Eukaryota; Metazoa; Chordata; Mammalia; Didelphimorphia; Didelphidae
Product: nmrA-like family domain-containing protein 1
Exons: 5
Coding region: 1-900 (299 amino acids)
Source: RefSeq, a predicted model, not a curated record
AUGGCAAGCAAGAAAGUCAUUGUAGUGUUUGGUGCAACAGGAAAUCAGGGUGGUUCUGUGGCCAGAGCCAUUUUGGAGGACAAAGAUAUUUGCGUAAGAGUAGCAACUCGGGAUGUGACCAAACCUGCUGCUGUGGCUCUACAAGACCUGGGAGCUGAAGUGGUGAAGUGUGACCUGAAUGACAAAGAGGACGUGAACAGAAUCCUAAAAGAUGCCUAUGACACCUUCCUGGUGACCACCUACUGGGAUGACUUUAGCCAGGAGAAGGAAAUAAAGCAGGGGAAGACUGUAGCUGAUGCCUGUAAACAUCUGGGCUUGGAGCACGUGGUGUACAGUGGCCUAGAGAAUGUAAAGAAGUUGACCAAGGGGAAAUUGGAGGUGCCUCACUUUGAUGGGAAAGGGCAAGUGGAAGAGUAUUUCUGGUCUAUUGGAGUUCCCAUGACCAGUGUUAGGAUUGCACCUUACUUUGAAAACUUCCUAAAUCUCUGGAAACCUGUGAAGGCAUCUGAUGGUGACUACUACAACUUGAUGUUGCCUAUGAAGGACAUCCCCAUGGAUGGCAUCUCCAUUGCUGACAUUGGACCAGCAGUGGCCAGCAUCUUCAGGUCCCCGAAGGAGUUCCUGGGCAAGGCUGUGGGUCUCAGUGCAGAAGCUCUGACAAUUCAGCAGUAUGCAGACAUCCUCUCCAAGACCUUGGGGAAGGUGGUUAAAGACUCCAAGAUCACCCCAGAAGCUUAUGAGAAGCUAGAAUUCCCUGGAGCCAAGGAAAUAGCUAACAUGAUGCGUUUCUAUUACAUGAGGCCAGACAGAGAUGUGCAGCUCACCCACAAGCUCAACCCCAAGGUCAAGAGUUUCUCCCAGUUUGUCUCUGAGAACAAAGAUGCCUUCGAGAACCUAUAG